CAGCUUCGAUGGCGGUCAUGUCGCCGCAGCCAUCCGGGGGCCCUUUCCUGUCCCCCACUCGCGGCGACGCCCUCAAGAAGCGUCCGAUGUCGUCGCCAUCAGCUGCGGGUGACAAGCCCCCUAAGACCCCGGGAAGCUCCACCGUUGGCCGUAAGCGUAAGAGUCCCAGCACACAGCCAAGCAGCAAUGCUACGACACCCGCCUCCAACAAGAAGAGGACGCGGCUGUCUAUUGGCACGCCCGGCAAAGUGACGCCAUUGGCCGACGUCCGUGAGCGAGAAGUCCAGCGAACCUUCACGGAGCAUGAGGUAUCUGAAGUAUACAAGGCAAUCCGUAAGCAGACGGGAAGUCUUGGUGGCAACGCAGCCGGUGGAGCCAUCUACGGAGAGAUCACUCAAGCGUCGUUCCAAAGAGUAGUUGACUAUAUGAAGGAGAAGUGCGAACUCUCCAAGAGCAGCCGCUUCAUCGAUGUGGGAUCAGGACUGGGCAAGCCCAAUUUCCACGUAGCUGUGGACCCUGGCGUACAGGUCUCGUACGGCAUCGAACUUGAGGAACUUCGUUGGCAUCUGUCACUGCACAACCUACGCAGCGUCUUGUCACUGGACUCGCAACGCAAGAAACCUCUAGCGACGGUAUUCACAGCGGGAGAUAUCACACACGCGCACUCGUUCGAACCCUUCUCCCACGUGUAUAGUUUCGAUGUGGGAUUCCCGCCGGACGUGAUGGACAAGAUGGCCGAUAUGUUCAACCGCAGUUCAGCCAAGUACUUUGCCAGUUUCCAUGCACCACGUAAAGUCGUGGACAUGUACGGGUUUUCUGUAGAGAAUGUCGGACGAGUGGCGACGUCCAUGGCAGGUUCAAGUGAGGGACACCAGUGCUACUUCUAUCGACGUGUAGCGUCCACUGAUGAGGAGAAUGUCGCCUCCCAAUAA
This is a messenger RNA of Phytophthora infestans T30-4, 932 nucleotides long. RefSeq lists its product as uncharacterized. Gene Ontology annotation, molecular function: histone H3K79 methyltransferase activity. The transcript is spliced from 2 exons. The record is from RefSeq and is a predicted model, not a curated record. NCBI's taxonomy places the organism in Eukaryota, Oomycota, Peronosporomycetes, Peronosporales, Peronosporaceae. Bases 87 to 932 code for a protein of 281 amino acids.